CUUUAUUGAGCAUGUUAAGUUCCACGAUUCUUUGUCAUGAUUACCAAUUAAGUUUCCAAUUCUAGAUAUCCUGACAUGCUAGCUCUUACUCAGCCCAGUUUAUAGUUGUAGUUCGCUGACCUUGUCAGUCAAUUCGGUCAUAGCGACGCGGGGUCGGUUAUAGGAGGUCCGAAUCUAUACCAACCACAACGACUCUGUUCCGAACACGUGAAAUAUUCGUAAAAUACGAGGGAUCGUAGACGUUACUAUUUUAUAGUCUAGUGAUAAGAGCAAGCGUUAACCAAGGCUUGUACUUGAACUGCCGGGACGUGGAGGGCGUCUAGCCGGAACAGUGAGCACAACAGUUGCUAAUCGCCACCUUACACCUCCAGGUUAGUAGAUGAGGGGUUAGUGAUCCUCCGGCUAGCCCUACGAAUGUGACCCUGUUGGAUACUACCUACCAAGCUUCAGCUUCAGCUUCAGCCACUCAAUUGGCGGUGAAUCCUGAAGGCGUCUAAUACCUCAUCCCGCUGGCUAGGUGGCACUACUAAGCUUAUGGUGGGCCUUAGGGCCGCGCAUCCUUCCCCGUGAGAGCACCUCGGGGAGCAAUGGUCCCAGAGUUAGAGUAUACGUGGGGGACGCAUAAAUACAAGCUUUGGACCCCUCCAUAAUGUUCUAGAUCAGCUAUUUCUCUCUGGAUACUUAAAUCAUGUCUACACAGGAUCUCACAAAGCUCGCUGCUGAGCUGUCGGCCCAUGCCAAAGUUCUUCAAGACCAUCUUGAAGCUAACAAGCUCUCGGGAUUGUCCCUCGAUAAAGAUGCUUUGAUCGAUGCCCCAUUCGAUCCAGCAAACCUGGAGAUUCAAGGUGCCAGGGCGGCCCUUAUCAAGACGUCAAAGUUGAUCCAUGAUCUGGCACUUGGUCCAAAGGAAAUAAUGCUGGAGCGCUCAACGAAUACAAAAUUCGAUCAGAUGACCCUGCACGCCGUUGUGCGCUUUGGAAUCGCAGAGGCCAUCCCUCUCGAUAAGCCCAUUACCUUUGAAGCCGUGGCAAAGAAAGUUGGUCUCAGCACCGACCGAGUAACGCGCCUACUUCGCCAUAGCAUGACGAACAACUUGUUCGAGGAGCCACGUGCGGGAUACGUUGGCCACACGGCCUUGUCGUCCAUCAUUGUCAGGGAGCCGCUGAGCAGGUCGUGGAUCUUGCACAACUUCGAAGAAAUCGCGACCACCAAGUUCCUCGAAGCAUACGACAAGUACGGCGAGACCGACGAGCCGACUGAAACAGCAACUAGUCUUGCGUUCGAUUACUUUACUAAGCACCCCAAGGAUAAUCUCUGGACAUUCCUUGAGAACGAUGGUGAGGGUGAGCAGAAGGGCUACAGGAUGCGCAGGUUCGCAGAGGCUAUGGUCUGGGUCAGUGGCCACAAAAAUGACCAGGACAUGAUCCUAGCCACAGGCUUCGGCUGGGCCUCCCUUGGCGAAGCAACCGUUGCCGAUGUCGGCGGCUCCGUCGGUCACUGCUCCAUCGCCAUCGCCAAGAAAUUCCCCUCCCUGAAGUUUAUUGUUCAGGACUUCGGCGCGUUGGAGCCCGCCUUCCAGGCAGCCCUUCCCACCGAAAUCAAAGACCAAGUCUCCUUCCAACCGCACGACUUCUUCACGCCACAGACCACCAAGGCCGACGUCUACUUCCUGCGCCAUGUCCUCCACGACUACUCCGACCCGUACGCCAUCAAGAUCCUAAGGAAUCUGCUCCCGACCCUGGUUCCCGGAAACAGAAUCAUCCUCUGCGAGAUCGUGUUGCCGCCACCUGGGGCGCCGCUCCCACCAUCGGUAGUGAGGGUGAUGCACAGCAUUGACUUGCAGAUGAUGGUCGUGCAGAACGCCAAGGAGCGGUCGGAGGAGCAGUGGAUUGACUUGUUGGCGAGGGCGGAUAGCCGGUUCAAGCUUGUUAAUAUUGGGAGAGUGCCAGCGCUGCAGUCGUUCCUCGAAAUCAAGUUUGAUAGCGCUUGAUGGGGGUUCUGAGGAAGGUGCGACCUUAAUUCUUGGAUAAGCC
This is a messenger RNA of Pseudogymnoascus verrucosus, 2033 nucleotides long. RefSeq lists its product as uncharacterized. The record is from RefSeq and is a predicted model, not a curated record. NCBI's taxonomy places the organism in Eukaryota, Fungi, Ascomycota, Leotiomycetes, Thelebolales, Thelebolaceae. The coding region runs from base 689 to 1990 and encodes 433 amino acids. Gene Ontology annotation, molecular function: O-methyltransferase activity. The transcript has 3 exons.